Molecule: messenger RNA, 4272 nt
Organism: Hippopotamus amphibius kiboko
Lineage: Eukaryota; Metazoa; Chordata; Mammalia; Artiodactyla; Hippopotamidae
Gene: NDST2
Product: N-deacetylase and N-sulfotransferase 2
Exons: 14
Coding region: 1115-3766 (883 amino acids)
Cellular component (GO): Golgi apparatus
Molecular function (GO): heparan sulfate N-sulfotransferase activity; deacetylase activity
Source: RefSeq, a predicted model, not a curated record
ACUGACCUUACUUGGAGUGACUAAGGUGGGGAGAGUGAUGGUAAAGCUUCUAGAAACAGUCUGUCUACUUAAGGAAAAAGGUCUCAGCAAUUAGGUCUCCUUAAAAUUGUUUUCUGAUCAUACUGUUCUUACUCCUUCUCUUUUAUUGAUUGGAUACUACUUAAGUUCCUGUUGCUUUCUGUCAUCGAGCCCCACUCUGUUCUGUUUUUGUAACAGGACUUAACCUCUCAUGUCUCUCCAGGCUAGCUCAGGACCCUUCUGAGCUGUUCAGGGAUGAGGGUGUAGUACCACCUAGGCUAAGUUGGAAGGAGAACUGGAGUAGACAGGGAGACAGACCGGACUCAGCUCUCUAGCUUUUCUUAGGUUCCAAGUGAUGUGGCCUGCUCCGGGGCUACAUUUUUAUCACCCCUCCUGACACUGGCACAAGUGAGGUCAAGGGCAGGGGUGGGUAAUUUUUUCACAAGCAAUGGAAAAGAGAAUCCCCAGGUUCUGGGUUUGGAAGGUAAUAGAAUGAUUAGCUAGCACCAUUUCUCUUUCCUCUUGAAUUUCCCCAUCAUGGUGUCCACCUGACUGCAAGUUCGUUAAUGCUGUUAGCCUGUGAUGUUGGGUUUGAUAGAUGAGGAAGAUUAACAGAUGCAUGUGUUUCUUCUUAUCUGAUAUUUUGUUGGAGCACAAGACUUCUGGGGCUUUCCGUCCCUUCUUCACAGCAAGACCAGAGCUCCUACUGACUGACCAACUGCUCUGUCACAGGCUGGGAACUCCUUUCAGAGCAGGUAGUGAAGACAGAGAUUGUGAACUUUGCUAACCUCUGAUGUGAGGAGCUCAUACAGGACCGAAGGUGGAGCCUGGUUAGAUUUGCAUCCUGAAGCCAUGGGCCAGUGGGCCAUGGUGACCUGAGACCAGUGGACUCUGUCCAGUUGCCCCCUGUUGCCCCUUCUACCUCCCCUACCCUGUACUAAGGAGACUUGUUUCCACCUUUUCAGGGAAGUGACCCUGCGGGAACCCCCUUCCCCUCUUUUCAUAUCCUUUUACCCCCCCAAGAGAGCCUUAGCCUAUAGAACUCCUACCUCCCAUCCCCUGAGGUGGUCCCCAUCCCUGCCUCACCUCCCCCGCCAUGCUCAAGCUGUGGAAGGUGGUACGCCCAGCUCGGCAGCUGGAACUGCACCGCCUCAUACUGCUGCUGAUUGCUUUCAGUCUGGGCUCCGUGGGCUUCUUGGCUUACUACGUAUCCACCAGCCCCAAGGCCAAGGAACCGUUGCCCCUGCCCCUGGGAGACUGCAGUAGUGGUGGGGCAGCUGGUCCUGGCCCCGUACGGCCUCCAGUCCCACCCCGGCCCCCCAGGCCUCCAGAGACAGCUCGAACUGAACCUGUGGUCCUUGUGUUUGUGGAGAGUGCAUACUCACAGCUGGGGCAGGAGAUUGUGGCCAUCUUGGAGUCCAGCCGUUUUCGUUAUAGCACUGAGCUGGCACCUGGCCGAGGGGACAUGCCCACACUGACUGAUCAUACCCGUGGCCGGUAUGUCUUGGUCAUUUAUGAGAACCUGCUCAAGUAUGUCAACCUGGAUGCCUGGAGUCGGGAACUGCUAGAUCGGUACUGUGUCGAGUAUGGUGUGGGCAUCAUUGGCUUUUUCCGAGCCCAUGAGCAUAGCCUACUGAGUGCCCAGCUCAAGGGCUUUCCUCUUUUUCUACAUUCAAACUUGGGACUCCAAGACUACCAAGUGAAUCCUUCUGCCCCACUACUGCAUCUCACACGCCCCAGCCGCCUGGAGCCUGGGCCACUGCCUGGUGAUGACUGGACCAUCUUCCAGUCCAAUCAUAGCACAUAUGAACCAGUGCUUCUUGCCAGCCUUCGACCAACUGAACCCCCCGUACCAGGACCGGUGCCUCGCCGGGCCCGGCUUCCCACUGUGGUACAGGACCUGGGGCUUCAUGAUGGCAUCCAACGGGUGCUCUUUGGCCAUGGCCUCGCCUUCUGGCUUCACAAACUCGUUUUCGUCGAUGCUGUUGCGUACCUCACUGGCAAGCGCCUCUGCUUGGACCUUGACCGUUACAUCUUGGUAGACAUUGAUGACAUCUUUGUGGGCAAGGAAGGUACCCGCAUGAAGGUGGCUGAUGUUGAGGCUUUGUUGACCACCCAGAACAAACUCAGGACCUUAGUCCCCAACUUCACCUUCAACUUGGGCUUCUCUGGCAAGUUCUAUCAUACUGGGACCGAGGAGGAAGAUGCAGGGGAUGACAUGCUGCUGAAGCACCGCCAAGAGUUCUGGUGGUUCCCCCACAUGUGGAGCCACAUGCAGCCACACCUGUUCCACAAUCGCUCCGUGCUGGCUGACCAGAUGAGGCUCAACAAACAGUUUGCUCUGGAGCAUGGGAUUCCCACGGAUCUGGGGUAUGCUGUGGCCCCCCACCACUCCGGCGUGUACCCCAUCCACACACAGCUCUAUGAGGCCUGGAAAUCUGUGUGGAGCAUCCAGGUGACCAGCACUGAGGAGUAUCCCCAUCUCCGCCCUGCCCGCUACCGCCGUGGCUUCAUUCACAAUGGCAUUAUGGUCCUGCCACGGCAGACAUGUGGCCUCUUCACUCACACAAUCUUCUAUAAUGAGUAUCCCGGAGGCUCUCGUGAACUAGACCGGAGCAUCCGAGGUGGAGAACUCUUUCUGACAGUGCUGCUUAAUCCGAUCAGCAUCUUUAUGACCCAUCUGUCUAAUUAUGGAAAUGAUCGGCUGGGCCUGUACACCUUUGAGAGCCUGGUGCGCUUUCUCCAGUGCUGGACACGGCUGCGCCUACAGACCCUUCCUCCUGUCCCUCUCGCACGAAAGUACUUUGACCUCUUCCCUCAAGAGCGAAGCCCCCUUUGGCAGAAUCCCUGUGACGACAAGAGGCACAAAGAUAUCUGGUCCAAGGAGAAAACCUGUGAUCGGCUCCCCAAGUUCCUCAUUGUGGGACCUCAGAAGACAGGGACCACAGCUGUUCACUUCUUCCUGAGCCUGCACCCAGCUGUGACUAGCAGCUUCCCUAGCCCCAGCACCUUUGAGGAGAUUCAGUUCUUCAACGGCCCUAAUUACCACAAGGGCAUUGAUUGGUACAUGGAUUUCUUCCCUGUCCCUUCUAAUGCCAGCACUGAUUUCCUAUUUGAAAAGAGUGCCACCUACUUUGACUCAGAGGUUGUACCACGUCGGGGUGCUGCCCUCCUGCCACGAGCCAAGAUCAUCACUGUGCUCACCAACCCUGCUGACAGGGCCUACUCCUGGUACCAGCAUCAGCGAGCACAUGGAGACCCAGUUGCUUUGAACUAUACCUUCUACCAGGUGAUUUCAGCCUCCUCCCAGGCCCCUCUGGCACUUCGCUCCCUACAGAACCGUUGUCUUGUCCCUGGCUACUAUUCCACCCAUCUGCAACGCUGGCUGACUUACUACCCCUCUGGACAGUUGCUGAUUGUGGAUGGGCAAGAGCUGCGUACCAACCCAGCUGCCUCAAUGGAGAGCAUCCAGAAGUUCCUGGGUAUCACACCCUUUCUGAACUACACACGGACCCUCAGGUUUGAUGAAGAUAAGGGAUUCUGGUGCCAGGGCCUUGAAGGUGGCAAGACUCGUUGUCUGGGCAAGAGCAAAGGCCGGAAAUACCCAGAUAUGGACACUGAGUCCCGCCUUUUCCUUAUGGAUUUUUUCCGGAACCAUAAUUUGGAGCUGUCGAAGCUGCUGAGCCGGCUUGGACAGCCAGUGCCCUCAUGGCUUCGGGAAGAACUGCAGCAUUCCAGUUUGGGCUGAUGUAUCAGCCUCCUGUACCAGCAAAAGCCCCCUGCUUCCCUAAGGGGCAAGCCCAGAGCAGGGCCCACAAGGGGGAUUAGAGUGGCCUGGCCCCGCCCCCUUCUACCUCAGUGGCCUCCAGGCCUGGGAUGGCUGAGAAGGGAAGGGCAUCCCUUUCCCAUAGCUCUGGGAUCUAAUAAACGGGCUUCCCUUGAUACCCCACAAGAUGGUACUGGGCACCUUUGGCCCAUGGUCUUAGAAGGUGGGGGGAAUGAGAGGAUCCAGGCAGGGUGUGGAGGAAUGUAUUAAUCCAGUGCUUUCCCUCUUCAUCCCCAGCAGUGUAUCUCUCUAUACUGGCUAUGGGAGGGACCCCUUACUGUGGGAUCAAUGGGAUCUACCUGUGGCCCGGCCUCCCGCGUGUCAUUCAUAUUGAAUGGGGAUGAGGUCGGACGGUGGCUCACAGAGCUGAAUAUGAGCCCUAGCUGUGGGCUAGAAAUGACUUUAAUAAACAUCCUUAUUUUUCUGUU